Messenger RNA from Phlebotomus papatasi, 1028 nucleotides. RefSeq names its product cardio acceleratory peptide 2b (gene Capa). The transcript has 4 exons. The coding region runs from base 158 to 697 and encodes 179 amino acids. The record is from RefSeq and is a predicted model, not a curated record. NCBI's taxonomy places the organism in Eukaryota, Metazoa, Arthropoda, Insecta, Diptera, Psychodidae.
AGGAUGUCCCAACUUCAAACGACUUGUAGCUCUGCAGUUGAUAAAUAGACACCUCAAGAAGAGGCAAAGUGCUUCAGUUUGUGUUUCUUGUAUAAGCAAGUGAUACUUCUGUUGGCAUUCAAUCCUUUCAGACUUAGGAAAUUUUCAUUUGGAUACAAUGGCUCGGUCAUCGUCUGCAAUUGAAUUCACCAUUUUAUACACACUUUUCUGCAUCCUCCUGGCCACUCACAUUGCCUCAGCAGCUGAUGGUGAUAUUGAGGAAUCCAAGCCCCGUCGGUCCGGAAACAUGGGACUCUUCCCUUUUCCCAGAGUUGGUAGAUCUGAUCCAGAAAUGAUGGCCUAUGACAAUGGCAUGUACUCGUUAGAAGAUUAUGAUGUGCCCAAGUACGAGAUGAAACGUCAAGGUUUGAUACCCUUCCCACGAGUAGGACGUUCCAGAACUGGCACAAUGCUGGCCAAACUUGCACGGGAGGAAUAUGGGAAACGGACAGGAGGUGUGGGUGCCAAUGGGGGACUCUGGUUUGGACCACGCUUGGGAAGAAUUCAAAAGCGCAGUCCUAACCAUGACGACACAAUCCAAGUGAAAAGUCGCCAUGAUAUUUAUACACCCCGACUGGGACGUGAAAGUGAUGAACUGGAGAACACAGAAUACGACGAACUACUAACCCUUCUACCGAAUCUCAAGAGCUUCAGUUAAUUUGACAAAAUGAAUGGAAAAUUCUACUCUCACUGUAUAAAUGAAAGAUACUAACACUAAAGAGAUAUUUUCGACAAUAGAACAUUAAAUCCACAAGGCUGGUGAAAAUUUCUCAAAAGGAAUUUUUAAAAAAAGGAUUUAAAAUUCUAUUGUAACAUAUUUGAAGUUUUCUUUUUGUAAAUCUCAUUAAAUGGAUUUUCUGCAGUUACUAUCACCAGAAAUUUCUUACUUAUUGUGCUGAAGAGUUGCAAUAAAGUAUAUUUCUGCAUUAAACAUAAUAAUUGUUAAAUAUGUAUAAAUAUUGGCAAAUAAAUGCAAAAAUGCAUGAAGC